CACUAGGCGGGUCUGCUACGGUCCGCUCCAUAGAUCUGCUCCUGUCCUCAAGUCAGACAACAACUGAGAUCGAAGUUUGGGUAGAUCGUAGAAGUUUGGGUUAGUUUAUAUGGAAUUCAGGUAGCAAGGACCGUCGACUGCCAUGGCCAAUUCGGAGGAGCAGACUGAAAAACACUGCUGGGUUUGUUUUGCCACUGAAAAUGAUGACUACAGUUCAGAGUGGGUGAGCCCAUGCCGAUGUAAAGGGUGUACGAAAUGGAUCCACCAAGAAUGCCUUCAGCGGUGGCUCGAUGAGAAGCAAAAAGGAAAUGUUGGAAGUGUAGUCUGCUGUCCACAGUGUGGUACUGAAUAUCAAAUUGUCUUUCCUAACAUGGGGGCACUGGUAUAUUUCCUACAGCAAAUAGAUCGUGCCUUGACUCGUAUCAGUCCUUUUGCUGCUGUUGGAGUAGUAAUGGGCACUGCAUACUGGUCUGCUGUUACAUAUGGUGCCGUGACAGUCAUGCAGGUUGUUGGGCAUAAGAAAGGUCUAUGUGUGAUGGAGCGGGCAGACCCCCUUUUCCUUUUGAUGGGUUUACCUACUAUUCCUGUGCUGCUUGUCCUGAGCAAAAUGAUCCGCUGGGAGGACUAUAUAGUUAGACUCUGGCAAAGAUAUUCCUACAAUCGGAAUUACCCAGCUGGCUCCAGUCGCUAUAUACCUCCCCAACAUUCUGUUGAUGGGACAAGCUCAGCGGAUCAUAUCUCCGUGUCCCGCACUCUAUGUGGAGCUCUUAUUUUCCCUUCUGUGGCCAGUCUAAUGGGAAAACUGCUGUUUCGUGGAGCAUCUUCUAAUUUUCAGCGUACAGCACUUGGUGGGAUAGCGUUCACAUUAAUUAAAGGAGCAUUGAAAAUAUAUUUCAAGCAGCAACAGUACAUUGUUCAAGCCAAUCGUUACAUACUCAACUACCCAAAAAGAGAAGCACAGAGUACAGGAGGAGAAGAGGACACAGAGGACAGUGAAAAUUAAUUUGUUUCCUGUACGUUUCAUAUAUUUAAUAUAUUUGUAAUAAUUAAGCUAUUUAAACAGUUGUUUGUGUAGUCUAGGUUAUCAAGUGUAAAGCAAUUUUAAUUAAAGAUGUUUCAUAUACAUUUC
This is a messenger RNA of Boleophthalmus pectinirostris (great blue-spotted mudskipper), 1129 nucleotides long. RefSeq names its product membrane-associated ring finger (C3HC4) 5, like (gene marchf5l). The transcript is spliced from 7 exons. The coding region runs from base 143 to 1003 and encodes 286 amino acids. Gene Ontology annotation, molecular function: zinc ion binding. NCBI's taxonomy places the organism in Eukaryota, Metazoa, Chordata, Actinopteri, Gobiiformes, Gobiidae. The record is from RefSeq and is a predicted model, not a curated record.